AUGAACAUCAUAUGGGUGGAUUCAGUGAGUGAUUUUUUUUUCCUUCUUUUUUUCCUUCUUUUUUUUUCUUCUUUUUUUUCUUCUUUUUCUUCUUUUUUCUUUUUUUUCUUUUUUUUCUUUUUUUCUUCUUUUUUCUUUUUUUUUUUUUUUUUUCUUUUUAUCUUUUUUUCCUUUUUAUCUUUUUUUCCUUUUUAUCUUUUUUUCCUUUUUAUCUUUUUUUCCUCUUUAUCUUUUUUUCCUCUUUAUCUUUUUUUCCUCUUUAUCUUUUUUUCUUUUUUCCUUUUUUUCCUUUCCUUUUUUUCCUUUUCUUUUUUUCAUUUUCCUUUCUUUUCCUUUUUUCUUUUGCCUUUUUUCUUUUUCCUUUUUUCUUUUUCCUUUUUUCUUUUUCCUUUUUUUUUCCUUUUUUUCUUUUUUUUUUUUUUUUUUCCUUUUUUUUUUCCUUUUUUCUUUUUUCCUUUUUCUUUUUCCUUUUUCUUUUUUUUUUCCUUUUUUCUUUUUUUUUUUUUUUCUUUUUUUUUUUUUCCUUUUUUUUCCUUUUUCCUUUUUUUUUUUUCUCCUUUUUCCUUUUUUUUCCUUUUUUUUUUUUUUUUUUUCCUUUUUUUCCUUUUUUUUUCCUUUUUUUCCUUUUCCUUUUUUCUUUUCUUUUUUUCUCUUUUCUCUUUUCUUUUUCUUUUUUCUUUUUCUUUCUUUUUUCCUUUUUCUCUUUUCUCUUUUUUCUCUUUUUUUCUUUUUUCUUCUUUUCUUCUUUUCUUCUUUUUUUCUUUUCUUCUUUUUUUCUUUUCUUUUUCACUCCUUCCCUCUGCUACAUAUUGUAUUAUUCUGUUUCUCUUUCAACUCAUCCCACUUCCUUUCACUGCUCUGGUUGUUCUUUCUUUUACCACCUCUCUUUCUGCCCCCUCCCACCAUUUACCAUGUUCCCCUGCCUGCUGCUCCCCCCCCCCAACCAUUACCUUAUGGCGUUCCUAG
Molecule: messenger RNA, 966 nt
Organism: Acanthosepion pharaonis
Lineage: Eukaryota; Metazoa; Mollusca; Cephalopoda; Sepiida; Sepiidae
Source: the annotation of a GenBank genome assembly